AUCAGCACAGAGACUGCAUGAAUAAUCUUUUAGCAGCUGUAACAUAACAUGACAGCGUUGUGUGGACCGUAAUACUGUGGCUAAAUAAGACAACCUUUAAUACCAGCUGGUAAACUGUGGCCUCCAUUCGAUCACCGUAGUUAUUUAUGUAAACAAGAAUUAAGUAUGAAGUGGGAAAAAACUCCAUGAAUGUAAUUUUCAUCAGGUCGGUGUGUUUCCCGUUUGAUUUGUAAGAAAUACAGAACGCUUUAAAUAAUGGAUAAAUCGAUCUGUCAACUUACUGCUUGGUAAACAGGGUAACACAAGUAAAGCGCGUGUGACAGGUGGUCACACAAAAGAGGAAUAAGGGAGGAGAGGAGGAAACGACCUGCUUCUCGGUAAUAUUGGCGAUUUUUCUGAGAAGCUCCAGGAUGUCGUCCUUUUAGAGAGUCAGAGGAUAUCAGGAUUUAUGCUGGUCGCACACACUGGGACUCCAAUACAUCCUUUCUGAGAUCUUUUCCCACACACUUCAGUGUUUCUGUCAAUAGACUGGCUCCCAUUUGUGUCAGCUGUUGCCACCAGUGUCCUCAGCUUUACUGUAAUUGAGAGAAGGAUCAGCCCGUAUAGAGAGUACUACAAGAACAUGCUGGCCUCAUGAUUGAGCGCAGCUGUCCAGAGACUGCAAUGUCAUCAAAAAUGCAGAGCUCCAGUAGUAUAGCUCAGGCGAAGCGGACAGUGCAGCAGCUAAGGAUAGAAGCUGGCAUUGAGAGGAUAAAGGUGUCCAAGGCUUCAUCAGACCUGAUGCGCUACUGUGGAGAACAUGCCAAGAAUGACCCGUUGCUCAUGGGGAUCCCUGCUUCAGAAAACCCUUUCAAGGACAAGAAGCCUUGCACUGUUUUGUAGGGGAGUGCCUGAUUUUUGAUUCUUAUGUGGAAACAGGCUGAUAGUAACACUUUUCACAACUUAUCUUAAGGCCAGUGUACCCCCUAACCUUUUCACAUGCCUGCUGCAGCUCAAGGAAUGUAUUGCUCUUUGCCUUGCAGUCAGAUUACACCAAAGAACAGGCAAAAGUCUAAAGCUGUGGCCUCAGAAACACAGAUGAGUAAAUGUUUGUAUCAAUGUUUAGUGGUGACUUUUGUUUCUCUGCAUUAUCUGAAAGAUGUAGACGGUCACAGAAGGAACUGUGCCAUGGACUGGAGAGUUCCUGAUCGUCUAAUUGUCACAGAGUCCAUAAAGAAGUACCCUCAUUUAUUGGUCCAAUUAGAAUUAGGCUUUCAGCUUUCACCUCAUUCUUUCAUCUGGCUUGCUUCAGGAAACAGUUGUUAUAGUUUGAGUGCUACGAUAAAGAGCCUGCGAGAUAAUGAUUUCCUGUUGGUACAUGAGAAAACUGUGCUCUCCAUCACAUGAGGAUAAAUGGAAAGGGCAGAGAUCCAUUGCCUUUCAUGCACAUUUCCUGCUUUAUAUUUUGCCAUCUAGUCCUAGUCAGAAAUGAUAAGUUAAAAUCUUUCUCAUUAAAUUGUUUCCAACUCUGUCUUAACAUAGACACAACAGUCUAAUUGGUUCAGAUUGUCCUGACGUGUGUGAUUUAUCCUUUGCAGAGACAAACUAAUUUUUGGAUGAUGAAAAUUUCUUUUGUCAGCGUUAGGAUAUAGUAUAGUUCACUUUUUUGAAUAAGUUGUCACUGAAUUCUAGUUUUCUGUAAUUUUCCUUUGAGCUCUUUGCAUUCCUGUUAUAAUACAGACUUUCAGUAGUUGAAUCCAAUACGAAGCUAAAGAGAAGUUCCAAUACCAGGUGGUGAGUUCUCUUGACAAAACGGUCGAGUCUCUUUUUCUUUUACUCAUUUUGUUUGCAUUUGCCUUAAAAAUGAAUGUGAACCGUUCAGUCCAACCGGCUCUAGAAAUGAAACAUGUACAGAUAAAAGUACCAGUAUGAACUUUUGAUAUCACUGUACAUGGUGCAUGACCCUUUGCCUUUGCAUGAGAUAAUAUUUGACUUGUAUAAAUAAAUAUUCAUUAUGAGGCCAUCAUUGCUGAAAAGAGCAUUUAAGACCAAUCUGUGCCAUCUUAUUGGAACUACCUUGUUAAUAUCAAUAUUAGACUUUCAUUGUCCCAAAAUAUUUUUAUUUGCUAGCAGUUUUCUGUUCUCCUUCUGCAGAGCUGGGGCUUAUUUCUGUAUUAUUCAGGCACUUUGAAACCUGUUAACACCGGAUGACUGUUAUACUCUUGAGUUUGAAACAUUCCCUAUUUACAACUGCUCUAAAACUUGUUUUUAUUUUUAUUAUGAGAACGUGUCACUGAAAGUGUGUAGCAAUGUCUCUAUGUCAUUUAUGUGUAGGUGCUCAUGCAAAACAUAAGCAACUAAUUUUUGCAAUUUUACCAGCCAGGGCCUUAAAAAUGAAGUGAUCCGGCUUCAACCUCUUGACUACCUUUUAGUCACAUAAGUGCUGUUGUCUAAUACUGUGAAUAAGAAAGGCCUUUAGGUGAAGGGAGCAUAUUGCACCAUAGGCUAUUGACUGCAUGUAUGACAUAGUUCAAAAUUACUCACAUUCAGUAAGUUGCAUUAAGAUGUAUCUCAUAUGUCCAUAAAUAAUAUGCAUGUCCAUGAGCCACACUGUGUGCUUGCUGUUUAAUGUUCAGUGCUGUAAGAUUGUACUGAUUUGGUCAAAAUCUUAACUUUAAAUUUCUGUUUUGCAACAUUCAUUCAGCACGUAAAGCUGAAUGUGUUGUAUGGAUUAAUGGUGUAUUUGGCUGAUUUUUACUAGUGAAUAUUAAUGUGUUUUUAUUAGAUAAACAGUCACAAAGUUUGUGGUUUCUCACAUCUGGAGAGUGUAGGUAACAACCUAUGUAAUGUAUGUGAUGUUCUGCCUUUACCUGUUUGUGGUAAAUGCAAAUAAACUCAUGGAAAAGAA
Molecule: messenger RNA, 2887 nt
Organism: Scatophagus argus
Lineage: Eukaryota; Metazoa; Chordata; Actinopteri; Scatophagidae
Gene: gng12b
Product: guanine nucleotide binding protein (G protein), gamma 12b
Exons: 5
Coding region: 634-882 (82 amino acids)
Biological process (GO): G protein-coupled receptor signaling pathway
Cellular component (GO): heterotrimeric G-protein complex
Molecular function (GO): G-protein beta-subunit binding
Source: RefSeq, a predicted model, not a curated record